AUGGCGACUUCCGGAAUCAAGCAGAAGAUCAUCAAGAAGCGCACGAAGAAGUUUCGUCGCUUCCAGCAGUCUACGCUGAACAAGACCAAGGGCAACUACUUCAUCCGCAUGCGCACGGGAUGGCGCAAGCCCAAGGGUAUCGACAACAGAGCCCGCCGAAAGUUCCGCGGCACAACCAUCAUGCCCAAGAUCGGUUACGGAUCCGCCAAGAAGACCAAGCACAUGCUCCCGAACGGAUUCUACAAGUUCACGGUACUCACCUACUGCUGUGAGCCUUCUCCUCAUGUGGAAAUGUUUAAUAUACAGCGUUAAAUGCAGUGCCUAGAAUUCCUCUCACGAAAAACAUGAUGCUAUCUAAAUUUGCGAUCCCGAGUUGCAUCUAAAAAUCGCAUCUAAAUGACAUCAUCCAAAUCUUCACCUCAAAAAAAAACCCCAAACAGGUUCAGCAAGUUUCCGAUUUGGAUAUGUUGUUGAUGCACAACGGCAAGUUCGCUGUGGAGUUGGCCCACAACUUGUCCUCCCGCAAGCGUCGUGAGAUCGUCGAGAAGGCCGAGCAACUCGGUCUCCAUAUCACGAACAAGUUCUCUCGUGUCGCCGCUGAGGAGGCAGCUUAAGUGCUGUUGCGAUGGGGACUGAAGGGUUCUGCUGAGAAGGAGAUCGGCUCAUCUUCAGUGGAACUGCUCAUCUCUGAAGAGAUUGACUGCUGAGGAGAUUGACUGCGCAAGUCUAAAGGAGGAAAAGGCUCGAUUGACUGCAUUGUGGAAGGGAUGAUUGGCGGAGAUGAUUGGCGGAGAGAAUCGUCUCUUCUGGAGUUGGCAAUGUAUGAGGAGAACGUCACUUCCUGAAAAUCACAUGUUUGAAUGAAAAGAAGGCGAACGCUCGCGAGAAAACAACGUCGAACAGUCUCUCUUGGAGUUUACCAUGUGUGGAGUUGUCUACCAAAAAGAAAGCGCUGGAGGCGCAUGUGUCCCUUUUCUGGGAGAUUUGAAGUCAUCGCCAAAUGUGUGUUCGGGAAGGUCUUGUGAAAAAGACAUUUCUGUGCUCCCGUCAUGCCACUUGACCCAAUACUGUCCUCAUUCGCCGGGCGAUCUGAAA
This is a messenger RNA of Amoebophrya sp. A25, 1095 nucleotides long. Lineage: Eukaryota; Dinophyceae; Syndiniales; Amoebophryaceae. The record is from the annotation of a GenBank genome assembly.